Messenger RNA from Magnolia sinica, 583 nucleotides. RefSeq names its product EG45-like domain containing protein. NCBI's taxonomy places the organism in Eukaryota, Viridiplantae, Streptophyta, Magnoliopsida, Magnoliales, Magnoliaceae. The record is from RefSeq and is a predicted model, not a curated record. The transcript has 3 exons. The coding region runs from base 25 to 450 and encodes 141 amino acids.
GCAAAGCAAGCACCAAGCUAGUUCAUGCUACAUGCAUCAUUAGAGAUGACAAUGGGAAUUAGGUUGGUAUUUGCAACUAUUGUUGUGGGAUGGUUGUGGGUCGAUAUGAUUGUUGUCAUGGGAGACGUUGGAACAGCUACAUCUUACGACCCUCCUUACCUACCCACAAGAUGCCCAGGUUACAGCAGAGAACGGUUUCCAGGGGAUGGUUUGUUCGCCGCGGCAAGCAAUGGGGUGUGGGACAAUGGUGCGGCAUGCGGUCGGAAGUAUAGAUUGCGGUGCUUGAGCGGGCUCAGGCGACCAUGCAAAGACAACACCAUAACAGUAGAGGUGGUUGAUCUUUGUCGAGACAAUCCAUGCCAGUCGACACUGGCCUUAUCUAACAAAGCCUUUGACGCCAUUUCUACGAUCCCCAAUACCAAAAUCAACAUCGAAUUUGCUCAGAUCUGAUGUAUUGAGAGCUCCUUGAUGUGUGGCCAGCAACAGUUCUAUCACGUGACAUCACUAACUCCAUUUUAAUAUAUGUUCUAAUCUGCAAGGGCUGUAUAUUAUUGUUCUCUGCCUUCUUUUCUACCUGAAAUCA